CAGGUCUGCUGCUUUAUAAACCAGUUCUCAGCUCAGCUCACUCAGACAUUGAUUAUUUCAACUUCUUUUCAGUCUGCUUUGGAACAGCUCGUUUCUGCCAAGAAGAGAGGAAACUGUGGGUUCGUGGUCUCAGUUCCUUUGUGGGUGUCUUUGGAGUAAUCCAGGUGCCAGAGAGAGGUCUCGACUGACUGUUGACUACAGCCAUGCUGCCCAAUUCAACUUCAGCUCUUCUUUUCCUAAUCAUCUUCCUUGUUCACUCCUCUCUUCCGACCUGUCGGAUUGGGACCCAAAGCGAAUGUGAUGCAGCUCCAUUUGUACCAGGCUACAACCUGGUGGGGGAAGGUUUUGAUAUAGUCACACUGCAGAGAAAAGGAGCUCAUGUGAUUGAUGUGAACACUUAUCUGAGCCCCAGCGAAACCUGUAAACUCUGCACCAACCCUCUUCAAAAUGAUAUCUACCAAAAACGUCCAUAUUCUCUUGCUGCCUGGGGUGCCAGUCCAUGCAGUCCUGACAUCAUCAGCAGUUAUCACACCUCUGUCAGCUCUCUGAUUGAGGUUAACACAGUCCACGACAACAAUGAUUGGACGGUUGGCUUGGAUGUUCAAAAAGCUGUGGUGUCUCGUAACUUCGAUGUGAGAGGAAGCGGCUCCAAAGUCUACAAGUUCGCUUCACAACAGAUCAAAGAGGACCGCUACACUUUCAGCAAACACAGUGUCACCUGCAGCCAUUAUGAAUUUAUAUUAACAACGACACCUCCCUUAAGUGAAGAGUUCAAAAAGCAGUUAGAGAUCCUGCCAAGUCACUACAACUCCUCUAGUAUCAAUGAGUAUAGAAAGCUCAUACAGACUUUUGGCACACACUACUUCAGACUGGUUAAUCUUGGAGGGCAACUGAGACGACUGAUAUCUUCACGAAGCUGCUUGUCCUCCCUGAAUGGAUUAACCCCAAGUGAGAUCCACUCCUGUUUAUCUUUGGGUGUUGCUGUUGGCUUGGGCAAGAUGGAAAUCUCUCAUGUCCAGAAGUCUUGCAUUGGUGUCCUACAAAACCAGGACUCCUCCACUAACUUCAGCCCUGGUCUCCACCAACACCACACAGAGGUGUCAGGAGGAAAUGGUUGGUUGGGGGAGUUUUCAAUUUCCAAAAAUGAUUCUACAGCCUACAUGAACUGGCUAAAGAGCCUGAAAGAACAACCAGAUAUUGUUUCGUUCUCCCUUCGACCUCUCUAUCAGCUUAUGCCAACCAAGCUUCAACAGGAAGGGAUGAAAGCUGCUAUUGAGCACUAUUUGAAGGACAAUGCUGUGAAGAAAUCACCCCAAGAGCCACAAUGUGAGACCACCACUCUUAAUUUGUCCUCUAACUGCUGCCCUCUGCACGCCUCAAGAGGAACUCUAUCAGUGACCAUUGUUCGAGCCUGGAAUUUAUAUGGAGAUCUAAUUGGACAAACUGACAGCUAUGCCAAGAUGUACUAUGGCUCCAUAUACCGCAAGACCCAAGUGAUUGUAUCCAAUGAUCCUCAGUGGAACACUGAGUUUAAUUUGGGCAAGGUGGACACAAGCCUGGCUCUGAAGAUUGAGGUUUGGGAUCAAGACUUUAUCUAUGACGACCGUCUUGGAAGUUGCAAGAAGUACCUGAUCCCGGGCACUCAGACUUUCACGUGCAAAGCAAAUAGAGGAGGCAUUGAGGUUAAAUACACCCUGACCUGUGACCCGUAUCUGACUGGAGAAAGGUGCAGCCGUUAUCAACCAUCUCCUUUAGUGACAGGAGAUUGAUGAGUUUUGAGAAUGAAAGCAUUUCAUUUCAUCACGUAACUUUAACUCACUAAAUCUGACAGAAACUCACAAUUUAUACUUAAUUGCUUAACUUUGUUAAAGACCUAGCUAAAUGUGUAAUUAUCAUACAAUAAAAAAAUUCAAGAUUCUAUAUAACAUUUAAUCACAAGAAAUAACUAUGCUUUAAUAUGUGCAACCAGAAAUUGUGUUCCCUUUAAUGACAAUAAAAUUUGUGGAAUUGCAA
Gambusia affinis (western mosquitofish) is the source of this 2013-nucleotide messenger RNA. RefSeq names its product perforin-1-like. The transcript has 11 exons. The coding region runs from base 204 to 1769 and encodes 521 amino acids. The record is from RefSeq and is a predicted model, not a curated record. Lineage: Eukaryota; Metazoa; Chordata; Actinopteri; Cyprinodontiformes; Poeciliidae.